AUGGAAGCACCAUCCAGUUACGACCCUGCGCCAAUCUACGACAGCGUAGAUGUCGACAUGGUUGUCAAAGUUCUGUCGCAGACGGCUUUCAGUCCCUUCUUUACGUGUUUCAUACCCAUAUUCUACGUCUUUCAAGGUUACGAGUUCGUAGAUCCAGUUGUACUCGUUCCAUCCAUAUAUUGCGCAGCUAUUUCUGCCUUCUGGCUCUUGAAGUGGAUCUCACAGCUGUAUCGCAAUCAAGGGAACCUUUUCUUCAAGCCUAAACCCUUAGAUUGGAGUGACCAGAUUGUAGUCAUCACUGGAGGCGCUUCGGGAGUAGGUGAACUAUUAGCAAACACACUCGCUGUCCGCAAUGUCACGGUUGUCGUGCUUGAUAUCAAACCAAUUGUGACUGAAAACUACAACAUCACUUAUUACCAAUGUGACGUUUCGAAGUGGGAGGAAGUCGAGGCCGUUUCAAAGAAGAUCAUCGAGGAGGUCGGUCAACCCACCAUGCUUGUCAACAACGCUGGCGUUGUGCAAGGAAAACUCAUCAUCGAUCUCAAACCAGAGGAUGUGUACCAGACAUUUGGUGUGAACACCCUGGCUCAUUUCUGGACCUUGAAGGCGUUCUUACCAGGAAUGAUCAAAAAUAAAACUGGUCAUAUUGUAACUUUAACAUUCUUUAUCCAAUACUGCCCCUCACACAAACCUGUAGCCGAUUAUAGCGCGUCAAAGGCGGCUCUGGUGACCUUGAACGAGUCUCUCCGUUACGAGCUCGACAAAGUGUAUGAUGCACCCGGGAUUCGUACCACCAUCGUUUGUCCAGGAUACAUCUUAACCCCCCUGUUCUCUACCAUCCAACUGCCAUCCAACCCCUUCUUCCAGUUCUUCGCGCCAUCCAUUGCGCCAGUAGCAGUAGUGAAGGCGAUCAUCACUGCCCUUGACGCACAGCAGUCCCGAACUAUCUAUCUGCCGUUUUACACGAAUUCGUCACCGGUGCUUAGGAUGAUACCCAGUUACCUUAGGGAUCUUUGCCAAAAGUUCUCUGGAGCUGAUCAUUCCAUGAAGAAUUUUACGAAGGUGACAGCACGCAGGCCGGAUGAGGAAGAUCUUCCCGUUACUGGCGGUAAAGACUGA
This is a messenger RNA of Suillus subaureus, 1119 nucleotides long. RefSeq lists its product as uncharacterized. NCBI's taxonomy places the organism in Eukaryota, Fungi, Basidiomycota, Agaricomycetes, Boletales, Suillaceae. The transcript is spliced from 10 exons. The coding region runs from base 1 to 1119 and encodes 372 amino acids. Gene Ontology annotation, molecular function: oxidoreductase activity, acting on the CH-OH group of donors, NAD or NADP as acceptor. The record is from RefSeq and is a predicted model, not a curated record.